This is a messenger RNA of Fibroporia radiculosa, 624 nucleotides long. RefSeq lists its product as uncharacterized. The record is from RefSeq and is a predicted model, not a curated record. Bases 1 to 624 code for a protein of 207 amino acids. Lineage: Eukaryota; Fungi; Basidiomycota; Agaricomycetes; Polyporales; Fibroporiaceae. The transcript has 4 exons.
AUGCUGGCUGUUCUUUCGCUCGUCUCCCUUGCGGUCUCUGUCCUAGCGACUCCCCUCGUCAAUAGGGAAGACGUAUCAUGCGAAACGAUAUACAGUGGAGGACUCCUAUGGACGUCCAAAACCUUUCCAGCGGGAAUACCAGCCGGGUUUCAGUACACGUCCCAAGCUAGCGCCUUUCUUGCACUAGAAUCCGACUCAUCGAUCGAAUUCGCUUUCCAGCAAUGUGAUAGCUCCUUCAUGGGUUACCAGACAACCAGUAAUGGCACUGCGACGGUCAGCUACGGCCAUAUUGCUAUUGUCGACAGUGCCCAGACAGACAGUUGCCUAACCACUGGAGGCCCUACUGUAGCCGGGUCGCCUUAUCUCAUCCUCAACGAUGAGUGUCUGUAUGAGGACAGCUCGCUGCAGCUUGUGCAGUAUUGGUCUUUGACAAAUGAUAGUGUGACGGGGAACUUGUCCAUCGCCUUCAUUGGGGUCUCCGCCAGCGGGUCGACUAUUGGGGACAGCGGUAACCUGUCGUAUCCAUACGGAAUCUGGGAUUUUGAUUCUACGCCAGCGAUCACAACCGUAUCCUACAAAGAGGCUGGUGUUCCGUCAGAUUAUCAAAUAUACUUCACAAGUUAG